AUGAGUCACUAUACUUAUCUUGGAGAUAGCGGGCUUCAAAUUUCCCGUGUUAUUGUGGGGUGUAUGUCUUUUGGGUCGAAGAAGUGGAAUGAAUGGGUAAUUGAGGACGAGGAUAAGAUUUUUGAAAUUCUAAAACAUUGUUACGAUAAGGGCAUCAGAACAUUUGACACUGCCGAUUCCUAUUCUAAUGGGGAAAGUGAACGUUUAUUGGGCAAGUUCUUGAAGGUUUAUAAUAUUCCCAGAGAAAGCGUAGUGAUUUUUUCCAAGGUGUUCUUUCCCUUAGGAGAUAAUGAAAAGGGCUUCAACUAUACCACUAGAGCGCAAUUCCCCCAACACGAGCUGAUCAAUCGUCAAGGCUUGUCCAGAAAGCAUAUCAUCGACGGUGUGCGAUCAUCCGUUGAAAGGUUAGGGACUUAUAUUGAUUUGCUGCAGAUUCAUAGAUUGGAUCCAAAUGUGCCCCCUAAAGAGAUCAUGAGAGCCUUGAACAAUCUGGUAGAGAGUAACCAAGUUCGAUACCUGGGGGCCUCAACUAUGAAAACUUGGCAAUUUGUCAACUUGCAAAACAUAGCAGAACAGAAUGGAUGGCACAAGUUUAUUUCAAUGCAGAACUACUACAAUCUCCUCUACAGGGAGGAAGAGCGUGAAAUGAACGACUACUGCAAACAUAAUGGUGUUGGUUUGAUUCCUUGGUCUCCUAAUGCCAGAGGGAUAUUAACCAGACCUUUGAAAACUCUGACAACCAGAGCAACCACCGAUGCAGCAAUCAAGAUGGUAGGUCUGGACUCUUUAUCGCCAGAGAGUGAAGAGAUAAUCAACAGAGUAGAGAAACUAGCAUCGAAGAAAAACGUCUCCAUGGCUGUUAUCUCUACCGCUUGGGUUCUUCAUAAAGGUUGCAAUCCAAUUAUUGGAUUUUCCAAACCUUCGAGAGUCGAUGAAGCGUUGGAGGCUCUGGACUUGGAACUGCUGCCAGAAGACAUCCAAUUCCUGGAAGAGCCUUAUCGGGCAAACAAUGAUCUGUUUGGGUGA
Messenger RNA from Komagataella phaffii GS115, 1026 nucleotides. Its product is annotated as 6-phosphofructo-2-kinase. The transcript has a single exon. Bases 1 to 1026 code for a protein of 341 amino acids. The record is from RefSeq and is a predicted model, not a curated record. NCBI's taxonomy places the organism in Eukaryota, Fungi, Ascomycota, Pichiomycetes, Pichiales, Pichiaceae.